This is a messenger RNA of Salvelinus sp. IW2-2015, 8608 nucleotides long. Its product is annotated as ankyrin-3. The record is from RefSeq and is a predicted model, not a curated record. NCBI's taxonomy places the organism in Eukaryota, Metazoa, Chordata, Actinopteri, Salmoniformes, Salmonidae. Gene Ontology annotation, molecular function: protein binding. Gene Ontology annotation, biological process: signal transduction. Gene Ontology annotation, cellular component: cytoplasm.
ACACUCUCUUUCUCUCUCACACACACACACACACACACACAGAUCCACGCGGAGCACCGGCCCAGGUACCGCCAUGGACCAGGAGGGGAACGUGAAGAGGACGGCUAGAAACAGAGCGUGGUUACCGUAGUAACCGUUUCUCUUCUCUCCACCUCUGUGCCUGGUGAUGCUCGUGGCUCUCUUGCUCCUGGAUUCUACACUGACAGAGGUUGACACAGAAACAGGAGGAGACGUUUUCUCAUCUUUUCUCCUGCCUACCCUUAUCCUCCGACACUCUCCUUGUCAGCAGGACAGAACUCUUUUUCCCUUUCCUUAUCUUUUUCUCUGAGAUCGUUGGCUUCCACUUCCCUGGGAUUUCUACCGUUUUUUUGUAUUCCGCCAUGGCUCACGCAGCCUCCGCAUUGAAGAAGAACCGGGACGUGGAUGUCAAUGCUAUCGAGGAUGAGAAAGAAAAGAAAAGGAGAAUUAAGAAACUAGCGUCCCGGGAACAAAAGAGAAAGUCGGACAGCAAUGCCAGUUACCUGCGAGCAGCGCGGGCUGGGAACCUGGAGAAGGCCCUGGACUACCUCAAGUCUGGGGUAGAAAUCAACAUCUGCAACCAGAAUGGGUUGAAUGCUCUUCAUCUGGCCUCUAAGGAGGGUCAUGUAGAGGUGGUGGCUGAGCUGCUGAAGCUAGAAGCCAAUGUGGAUGCGGCGACCAAGAAAGGAAACACCGCUCUUCACAUAGCCUCCCUGGCCGGCCAAACGGAAGUGGUGAAAGAGCUAGUGACCAAUGGAGCCAAUGUCAACGCACAGUCUCAGAAUGGCUUCACCCCGCUCUACAUGGCAGCCCAGGAGAACCAUAUUGAGGUGGUUCGCUUCCUCCUGGAACACAACUCCAGCCAGAGUAUGGCCACCGAGGACGGGUUCACCCCUCUGGCGGUGGCGCUGCAGCAGGGGCAUGACCAAGUUGUGUCUCUGCUCCUGGAGAAUGACACCAAGGGCAAGGUGCGUCUGCCCGCCCUGCACAUCGCCGCCCGCAAGGACGACACCAAGGCAGCAGCAUUACUGCUCCAGAAUGACCGCAACGCAGAUGUGGAGUCCAAGAGUGGCUUCACUCCUCUCCAUAUCGCUGCUCACUAUGGCAACAUCAACGUGGCCACGCUUCUGCUGAAUCGAGGGGGAGCUGUGGACUUCAUGGCCAGGAAUGACAUCACACCUCUCCAUGUGGCAUCUAAAAGAGGAAAUAGUAACAUGGUCAAACUGUUGUUGGACAGAGGAUCCAAAAUAGAUGCCAAGACCAAGGACGGACUGACACCUCUUCACUGUGGAGCAAGGAGCGGUCAUGAACAAGUGGUUGAGAUCCUGCUGGACCGCGGAGCCCCCAUUCUGUCCAAGACAAAGAACGGGCUGUCCCCCCUGCACAUGGCCACUCAGGGCGACCACAUCAACUGUGUCCAGCUCCUCCUUCAGAACGAUGUCCCCGUUGAUGAUGUCACCAACGACUACCUGACAGCGUUACACGUGGCCGCCCACUGUGGACACUACAAAGUGGCCAAGCUCAUAGUGGACAAAAAGGCCAACCCUAACGCUAAAGCACUGAACGGCUUCACCCCGCUUCACAUCGCCUGCAAGAAGAACAGAAUCAAAGUGAUGGAACUGCUGCUGAAACACGGAGCAUCGAUCCAGGCUGUGACAGAGUCUGGACUCACUCCUAUUCACGUGGCAGCUUUCAUGGGACAUGAGAACAUUGUCAACUCACUGACGCAUCACGGCGCUUCGCCCAACACCACCAACGUGAGGGGCGAGACAGCGCUGCACAUGGCAGCCCGGGCGGGUCAGGCGGACGUGGUGCGAUACCUGCUGCAGAAUGGAGCUAAGGUGGAGACUAAGGCCAAGGACGACCAGACGGCGCUGCACAUCUCCAGCCGGCUGGGGAAGGCCGACAUCGUCCAGCAGCUGCUGCAGAGGGGGGCUUCUGCUAACGCUGCCACCACGUCAGGCUACACACCCCUCCACCUGGCUGCCCGCGAAGGGCACGAGGACGUAGCCGCCAUGCUGCUGGACCAGGGUGCAUCGCUGUCAGCCUCCACUAAGGUCAGUGUUCAGUCUCUUCACGUGGCAGCCAAGUAUGGGAAGAUGGAAGUGGCCAGCCUGCUUCUUCAGAAGAAGAGCAGUUCUCCGGAUGCAGCUGGAAAAGGUGGGAUUGGGCUAACUCCACUGCAUGUAGCUGCUCACUACGAUAAUCAGAGAGUGGCUCUACUGCUUCUGGAUCAGGGAGCAUCGCCCCACGCCGCCGCCAAGAAUGGCUACACACCCCUCCACAUAGCUGCCAAGAAGAACCAGAUGGACAUCGGGACCACCCUACUGGAGUACGGGGCGGACACCAACGCUGUGACCCGCCAGGGCAUCAGCCCUGUUCACCUGGCUGCACAGGAGGGCAGUGUGGACCUGGUCUCUCUGCUGCUCACCAAGAACGCCAGCGUCAACAUGGGCAACAAGAGCGGUCUCACACCUCUCCACUUAGCGGCGCAGGAGGACAAAGUCAACGUGGCGGAAGUCCUGCUCAACCAGGGGGCGGACGUCGACCCCUCGACAAAGAUGGGAUACACUCCGCUGCAUGUGGCUUGUCACUAUGGCAACGUCAAGAUGGCAGACUUCCUCAUACAGAACCAGGCCAGAGUUGAUGACAAAACAAAGAACGGCUACACGCCCCUCCACCAGGCGGCGCAGCAGGGCCACACCCACAUCAUCAACCUGCUGCUGCAGCACGGAGCCUCUGCCAAUCAGCUGACCGUGAACGGGAGCACAGCCUUGUCCAUCGCCUGUCGUCUUGGUUACAUCUCAGUGGUGGACACUCUCAGGCCAGUGACUGAUGAGAAUCUGACCUCUGUGACUGCGACAGAAAAACACAAAAUGAACAUCCCCGAGACCAUGAACGAGUUUCUGGACAUGUCUGACGAUGAAGCUAAGGCUAAUGCGCCGGAAAUUCUCAAUGACGACUGUAUUUCAGAUGUUGACGAAGGUGAGGAUGCAAUGACCGGCGACACUGACAAAUAUCUGCGGCCCCAGGACCUCAAGGAGCUGGGGGACGACUCUCUUCCACAGGAGGGCUACAUGGGGUUCAGCAUAGGAGUCCGCUCAGCGAGCCUCCGCUCCUUCAGUUCGGAUAGGUCUAACACCCUCAACCGCAGCUCCUACGCGCGAGACAGCAUGAUGAUAGAGGAGAUCCUCGCCCCGACCAAGGACACGCACCUGGCUGUAACUCGGGACUACGAUGCAGAGUGUCUGAGGCGCUACAGCUGGACCCCAGACACAAUAGAUCACAGUAACACUGUGUCCAGCCCCAUUCACUCAGGAUUCCUGGUCAGCUUCAUGGUGGAUGCCCGUGGGGGUUCCAUGAGAGGAAGUCGAAGCAACGGCAUGCGUAUCAUCAUCCCGCCCCGGAAGUGCACGGCUCCCACCCGCAUCACCUGCCGCCUGGCCAAGAGGCACAAACUGGCCUACCCCCCACCCAUGGUGGAGGGAGAGGGCCUGGUCAGCCGGCUGGUGGAGGUCGGCCCCGCAGGAGCCCAGUUUCUGGGACCUGUGAUCGUGGAGAUUCCUCAUUUCGGCUCCAUGAGGGGAAAGGAGAGGGAGCUGAUCGUGCUGAGGAGCGACAACGGUGACACAUGGAAGGAACACCAGUACGACUGCCAUCCAAGUGACAUCACAGACAUUCUCAACGGGAUGGACGAAGAACUGGACAGRAAUGCUGAGCUGGAGAAGAAGCGUAUCUGUCGGAUCAUCACCAGGGACUUCCCCCAGUACUUUGCGGUGGUGUCCAGGAUCAAGCAGGAGAGUAACCACAUGGGUCCAGAGGGUGGGACUCUGACCAGCCUGACCGUGCCCAUGGUCCAGGCCUCCUUCCCACAGGGGGCGCUCACCAAAAAGAUACGCGUUGGCCUGCAGGCUCAGCCCGUCCCAGAUGACAUGGUGAGGAAUCUCCUCGGCAACAGGGCCACCUUCAGCCCUAUCGUUACCGUGGAGCCCAGGAGGAGGAAGUUCCACAAGCCCAUUACCAUGACGAUCCCUGUACCGCCCCGAUCGGCAGAGGGCCACCCCAGUGGACCCAGGGGAGACUCCACCCCCUGCCUGCGCCUCCUCUGCAGCAUCACAGGUGGAACAUCUCCUGCCCAGUGGGAGGACAUAACAGGGACCACUCCGCUGUCCUUCGUCACAGACUGUGUUUCCUUCACCACAAACGUGUCGGCCAGGUUCUGGCUUGCAGACUGUCACCAGAUUCCUGAGACGGUCGGUCUGGCCUCUCAGCUAUACCGGGAGCUGAUCUGUGUGCCGUAUCUGGCCAAGUUUGUGGUGUUUGCCAAGAUGAACGAUCCUGUGGAGUCACGCCUCCGCUGCUUCUGCAUGACAGACGAUAAGGUGGACAAGACUCUGGAACAACAGGAGAACUUUGAAGAGGUGGCCAGGAGCAAAGACAUUGAGGUCUUGGAGGGCAAGCCUAUCCAUGUGGAUUGCUAUGGCAACUUAUCUCCUCUUAUCAAGAGUGGGCAGCAGCUGAUCUUCAACUUCUUCUCUUUCAAAGAGAAUCGGCUUCCUUUCAAUGUGAAGGUCAGAGACAUGGGCCAAGAACCAUGUGGUCGACUCUCAUUUUUGAAAGAGCCGAAAACCACUAAAGGUCUUCKACAGACUGCCAUAUGCAAUUUGAAUAUCACACUGCCAACUCAUAAGAAGACUGAAAAACCAGACCGACGUCAUACCUUUGCCUCCUUAGCUUUGCGUAAGCGCUACAGCUAUCUGACCGACCCUGCAGCGAGUCCUCAGAGUCCCUGUGAGCGAACAGACCUGCGGAUGGCCAUCGUGGCUGACCACCUGGGACUUAGCUGGACUGAGCUAGCUCGGGAAAUGGACUUUUCUGUCGACGAGAUCAACCACAUCCGAGUGGAGAACCCCAACUCCCUGACGGCGCAGAGCUUCAUGCUACUAAAGAAAUGGGUCAGCCGGGACGGUAAAAACGCAACGACGGAUGCCUUAACUGGAGUGCUGACCAAAGUCAAUCGGAUGGAUAUUGUGACUUUACUGGAGGGGCCGAUAUUUGACUAUGGUAACAUUUCAGGCACGAGAAGUUUUGCCGAUGAUAACGCUGUUUACCUGGAUCAGGCUGAUGAUUAUCACAGCAUCCUAGCGGAGCUGCAGUCCCCAGUCCAACUGCACUCUGACCCUCCCUUCACGGAGCUCCACUCUGAACCCCCUACCCUCACCAUCGACCCCACCCCUGUCCAGCUCCACCCACACCCCCCUACCCUCAUCCUCACCCAGUCUGAGCCCUGGACUGGCCACAUGGAGCCUAGUGUGGACCUUGACACCUCCACUAGAACCACCCUUAGGCCCUGGGAGCUGUCCCUGUCCAUUCACACCCUUCACUUAGAUCCCACCGCUGCCACCAACACAGGAAUGGCUGAAGGUGACCAGGUGCUGAUGGUACAAGUGGAAGAAGAGAAAAAAGAAGUGGACAUAAGCCUCCAACAGCAGGAGGACAGSAGACAGACAGGGGCAUCAGUGGUGGUGGCUGAGGGGGAGGCUGAGGAGGUUGUAAAGGGAGGUAGUGAAGAAGGGGUAGAGAUGGGUGAAAUGGCAGAAGAGGGGGAUAAAGUGGUAGAAGCAAAGAUCGGGGCUAAGGUGGUGGAGGGGGGUAAGGUAGCGGAAGAGGGGGCUAUGGUGAGGGUGGAGGGGGCUAAGGUGGGGAUGGAGGGGGGUAAGGCAGUAGAGAAUGGGGCUGAAGUGGUGGAAGAGGGGGGUGCAUAUCUCUCCCCCCAGGCCUGGGCUGAGGCGUUGGGGGAGCAGGGUGUGUCUGGUUCCACCGAGGAAGAGGAUGAAGACGAGAAGACAGAAGAUAAGUUAAAGUCGCUAUUGGAGGAUAUUCAUUUGGAGGAAGGCUCAGAGGAGGAGGACGAGGAAAUGACGGAGGCCAGGGUUCAGGAGAUUCUUAGUCAGGUGCAACAGGCAGAAAAAGACGUGUGUUCACUUCCAGGUUGGCAUAGUGACACAUCCAGCGUCAACGUGGAGCCGCCCACACCCGGCCGCAGUGUGAGCUCAGACCUGCUAGACCGCCAGGAAAAUAGCCAGGAGAAGUCCAGUGACUCCAUCACCUCUUCCUCUAGAGGGGAGCUAGCGAGGUCUAGGCACAAUGGCGAAAACACGGAGCUACCACCUCAGGACGGGUCACUUCCUGUAUCGCAGGACUCAGCCAAUGGAAGAACUGGAUGUGGGAAGGAAGAAGGCACGCUUGUAUCUGAGAGGAAAGUCCAGCAGCGUUUUAGUGAGUCCGGCUCUGACGAGGAACGGACUGUCACCACCAGGGUGUUUCGGCGCCGGGUCAUUCUUAAGGGAGAACAGGCAAAGAAUAUUCCGGGCGAAUCAGUGACAGAAGAACAGUUUACUGAUGAAGACGGUAACAUCAUCACUAGAAAAGUCAUCAGAAAGGUCAUCCGUCGGGUGUCCACGCCCACGCCUGACGACCAGGGCGGGGACAGGGGGAGUUGGGACCGAGGAGACCCCUGGCCCUGCCCUUUCUUACUGGAGGAGGAGUUAGAGCAAGGAGAUGGAGCUAAAAGCAGGAAGGAGGAGAGGAGGUUGGGAGAAAAGAAGCUUCAAUCGUAGGGGUAGCUGUGCUCCACCAGGUGUGCAGGAAUUCUUCUCAUCUGUUUCCAGGGCAGAAAGUUACAAACUGAAAAACUCAAGAAAUUUCAGCCAGGACUUGAUCCGUCUGAUUUCAAUAUGAGCAUGAAAAACUCACUCCCUGUCAAUUGAGGGACCUGGAAGGUUCUCACCAUGGAAUCUGAAUUCUAAUUGUAUGGCUCUCACAUCCUGUGGUCUAUGGACCAGGAGAAUUCUGCUUCCUGUUUGUGACUCGUAACGUGCCAUUGGUGUCGUGAGAGCUUUUGAGGAGCAUUGUGGUGACAACAAAAAGGACUCCAUCACAGAAAAACUACAGGUGCAACUGAACAUACACRUGUGACCAAAGAUGGCSCAAAAGCUCAAUUCUAGUAGUAGGAGAAAGAAAAUCAACAAAAUUACACAAAAACUAGAGGAACACUUCUGAUCCACCUCCAACACUCGCCUUAUAGUUUUUUCUUGGACCCAUAAAUGUCAGGUUGUAAAUUGCUGUGGGGUUUGUUUUCCUUUUUAAAACUAAAAAUAAUACACAGCUUUUUCAUGUAUAUAAAUUACAAUGUGUACAAUAAAAAAAAAUGAUGAGUUACAGGAUGAUAAUGCACAGGAGAGAACUUUACAAGUGCUUUCAACAUUAUUAUCAAAAUGGUUCCACUUUUAAGGAAGAUUUGAGUGUAACUUCACACGUUCUUGUAUAAUUCAUUAUUAUAGCAGGUAUAAUGUUUGUAUAUGAAAAAAGCUGGUUAGAUUUUAACAGAGGACAUUUCCAGAAAAUCUUCUGCGAAUUUAAGUGAUUCCUAAAAAGGGGAUGUAUCUAAUUCUGCAAAAGCAGAGUACUCAUAUUUUCAUGCAUGCCGUUCACAUUAUUUUAAGUACAAUUUUUACAAGUUUGCAAACACUGUAUUAAAAUGAGAAUUAAAACCCUUUAUCUGUGUACACAUAUAGUCCUUACAUUUGUCACCAGUUUUAUAUUUGAAAUGAAAAAAAUACCAUAAAAGCAUUUAUUGUGUCGGGGACUAGGAACAGUAUGAAGAAAAUUUGUUCUAUAGCUUCUUGAGGGUUUAAUGUAGUCUACCGUUUGUCUAUGUAAAACUGAACGGCAGCUUCUGCUGGCAUUAGCAUAAAUGCUAUGAGAAAGAAGUUAUCUGAAUGUAUAUGCUAGUAGACUGGCUCGCCGUAAAACUAUAACUGUAUUGUGUGUAUUGGCUAUAAGGUGUAGAGUUCUCUGUACGCUGUAAGACUGUUUGUAAUCAUUUUAGCAGUGUGUCAUUUGGUUUUAUGAAGGCUGCUGUGGUUUUAAAGAAAAGGUGUAAUUUCCUUUUGGGCUUUGGUGAAGUACUUCCUUAAAUUUAAUCUACUCACAUAAAGACAUAAGACAUUAUUUGAUUGUAGCUCUUAAUAGAAUAUGUAUGACAAAAACACUGGAUGGUCAAACGAUUAUUUAAGCAUCAAAUGAAUUGUGUGAUCUUUCUUGGCUUGAGAAUCUGUAUGCAGUGUCUAACUAGCAUUCAUUUGAUAGCUCAUUGGCGAUUACUUUGCAUUAGAUCUUCUCUUUGUAUUGGUUUGACUAGAGGCCCAUGUAGUUCAAGUGUGGUGUUAUUCUGGUGUGAAGGCUCAGACUUAGUGUGAUGAUGUUUAUGCUGUGGACAUGACAACCAUGUAAAGGACUUUUUCUUUUUGACAAGUGAAGUCAUUUAGGGUAUUGUAUCAUAUCUCCCAUCCUACAUGUCAAUCAGGGGGUAGAGGCUAAUUUGAUCAAUUUUGUUUGAUAUGUGUUUCCACUUGAGCUAAUUUUUUGAUGUACAAUUCUUACUAACAGAGUGAAGCCAUUGAAAUGUAACUAUUCUAGCACUUUGGUUAUUCAAAGUCUUCUUUUAGAGGCUAUAGCAGUAAUGACGCCACCACAAUGUUUCAAUUUAAAAACAAAAUAACAAAAUAAAAAUGCAUUGAUUUUGCAA